Mesitornis unicolor (brown roatelo) is the source of this 1980-nucleotide messenger RNA. It is a transcript of the gene GTF2H1, whose product is annotated as general transcription factor IIH, polypeptide 1, 62kDa. Gene Ontology annotation, biological process: transcription by RNA polymerase II; nucleotide-excision repair; transcription by RNA polymerase I. The record is from RefSeq and is a predicted model, not a curated record. Bases 11 to 1657 code for a protein of 548 amino acids. Gene Ontology annotation, cellular component: transcription factor TFIIH holo complex; transcription factor TFIIH core complex. The transcript has 14 exons. NCBI's taxonomy places the organism in Eukaryota, Metazoa, Chordata, Aves, Mesitornithiformes, Mesitornithidae.
UAUAGCCACAAUGGCAACGUCCUCUGAAGAAGUGUUACUGAUUGUAAAGAAGGUACGUCAGAAGAAGCAGGAUGGAGCUCUCUACCUGAUGGCUGAGAGGAUAGCAUGGGCACCUGAAGGCAAGGACCGAUUCACAGUCAGCCAUAUGUAUGCAGACAUAAAAUGCCAGAAAAUUAGUCCAGAAGGUAAAGCUAAAAUUCAGCUUCAGCUGGUAUUGCAUGCAGGGGACACAACCAACUUUCACUUCUCCAAUGAAAGCACAGCAGUGAAGGAGCGAGAUGCGGUAAAGGAUCUUCUUCAGCAACUGUUGCCCAAGUUCAAAAAGAAAGCUAAUAAAGAACUUGAGGAGAAGAACAGAAUGCUGCAAGAAGAUCCUGUUUUGUUUCAGCUCUAUAAAGACCUUGUUGUGAGCCAAGUAAUCAGUGCUGAAGAAUUCUGGGCGAACCGUUUAAGCCUGAAUGCAGGGGAUAAUUCUGCAGCACCUAGUAAGCAGGAAGUGGGCAUCUCUGCAGCAUUUCUGGCUGAUGUACGGCCUCAAACAGAUGGCUGCAAUGGCCUGAGGUAUAAUUUGACUUCAGAUAUCAUUGAAUCCAUAUUUCGAACGUAUCCUGCAGUAAAAAUGAAAUAUGCAGAAAAUGUUCCACAUAACAUGACCGAGAGGGAAUUCUGGACACGAUUUUUUCAGUCUCAUUAUUUCCAUCGGGACAGGCUGAAUACAGGCUCAAAAGACCUCUUUGCAGAAUGUGCCAAACUGGAUGAAAAAAGCUUAAAAACAAUGGUGUCUCAAGGAGUAAAAAACCCUCUGAUAGAUUUAACAGCUUUGGAAGAUAAAACAUCAGAUGAAGGCUAUGAUGUUGCUUCUGUGGCCUCUACAUCAAACGCCUCAAAAUCUGCUAGAGAAAGUAGCAAUGCUGCCAUUAUAAAACGCUUUAAUCAUCAUAGUGCCAUGGUCCUUGCAGCUGGCCUCAGGAAACAAGAAGCACAAAAUGACCAUUACAGUGAGACCAGCAGUACGGAUGGAAACUCCAGAGAUUCAGAUUUCUUUCAACCACCAGUGAAAAAGGUGAAACUGCAGGAGUCCAUUGAAUAUGAAGAUUUAAGAAAGAAUAAUAGCAUUAAAACUAUUGCACUAAACUUAAAGAACUCUGAGAGGUAUUAUCACGGUCCAACUCCAAUUCAAUCACAGCAAUAUGCAACCAGUCAGGAUAUAAUUAAUUCUUUUCAUAGUAUUAGACAAGAAAUGGAAGCAUAUGUACCCAGACUAACUCAGGUUCUUUCAAGUAGUGAUGCUGCUAACGCUAUUGCAGCCUUGUCACCUGGAGGAGCACUUAUGCAGGGUGGAACACAGCAAGCCAUAAACCAGAUGGUGCCAAAUGAGAUUCAGUCUGAACUAAAACACUUGUAUGUGGCGGCAGGGGAACUGCUACGACACUUCUGGUCCUGCUUUCCUGUGAAUACGCCAUUCCUAGAAGAAAAGGUUGUCAAAAUGAGGAGCAACUUGGAAAGAUUUCAAGUUGCAAAGCUCUGCCCAUUCCAAGAAAAGAUUCGGAGACAGUAUUUAAGCACAAAUUUGACAAGUCACAUAGAAGAGAUGCUGCAGACGGCCUACAAUAAGUUCCAUACGUGGCAGUCCCGGCGUAUGCUGAAGAAGACGUGAAGAUGCAUGCUGUACAGGUCUGAGAGCUAAUCUGCAAUAGGUGUAGGAGUACAACCUAGCAUAUGUGCAGAUCUUAGAGUUGUUGCAGGAAGCCCUGUGAGCUGUGGACUUCUGGAAACAAUGCUAACUGAACUUGCACAUUUUUGAAAAAGAACUGAGAUUAAACUUGAAAACUAGGGAGGAAAACAAGGAAGAACCAAAUCAGAAAAGCUGAGGUGCAAAAAUACUUAAAAGACACUGUUUACUGCAGUUACUCAGGAACUGCUUUUGAUUCGCAUAAAGAGCUGCUUUCAGAAAAAAAAAUAGAGGGUGUAUUAAUAAAA